AUGGAGAUGUCGGCGUUUCGUGCUACCUAUCAUGCAGAUGGCACCCGCCAUUUGGAUUCAUCCCUUCUUUCCCUCCCUCCCCUUCGGACCGCACCCGCCCCCUGGAUUCAUCCCAUCCUUUUCUCCCUCCCCUUCAGAUCGCAUCCCCCCCUGCAUCCACCCCUUCUUUCCCUCCCACGCAAGCAGAUAGCACCCGCUUCAACUCCUCCUUUCUCCCCUCCCCUUCAGAUCGCACCCGCCCUGUGGAUUCAUCCCCUCCUUUCCCCCCUCCCCUCCAGAUCCCCCCACCCCCCUUGGAAUCAUCCCUUUUUUCCCUCCCUCCCCUUCAGAUCGCACCCGCCCUUUGGACUCAUCCAACCCUUCCCCCCCUCCCCUUCGGAUCGCACACGACCUUUGGAUUCAUCCCCUCCUUUCCCCCCUCGAUUCAGAUCGCACCCGCCCUUUGGACUCAUGCAACCCUUUCCCCCCUCCCCUUCAGAUCGCACCCGCCCUUUGGACUCAUGCAACCCUUUCCCCCCUCCCCUUCAGAUCGCACCCGCCCUUUGGACUCAUGCAACCCUUUCCCCCCUCCCCUUCAGAUCGCACCCGCCCUUUGGACUCAUGCAACCCUUUCCCCCCUCCCCUUCAGAUCGCACCCGCCCUUUGGACUCAUCCAACCCUUUCCCCCCUCACCUUCAGAUUGCAUCUGCCCUGUGGAUUCUUUCCCUCCUUUCCCCCCUCCCCUCAGAUCCCCCCACCCCCCCUGGAUUCAUCCCGUCUUUCCCCCCUCCCCUUCAGAUCGCACCCGCCCUUUGGAUUCAUCCCCUCCUUCCCCCCCUCCCUUCAGAUCCCCCCACCCCCCUCGGAUUCAUCCCUUCUUUCAAUCCCUCCCCUUCAGAUCGCACCCGCCCCUGA
Molecule: messenger RNA, 894 nt
Organism: Closterium sp. Naga37s-1
Lineage: Eukaryota; Viridiplantae; Streptophyta; Zygnematophyceae; Desmidiales; Closteriaceae
Source: the annotation of a GenBank genome assembly